Messenger RNA from Tripterygium wilfordii, 647 nucleotides. RefSeq names its product 50S ribosomal protein L28, chloroplastic-like. Gene Ontology annotation, molecular function: structural constituent of ribosome. The record is from RefSeq and is a predicted model, not a curated record. Gene Ontology annotation, biological process: translation. Bases 61 to 495 code for a protein of 144 amino acids. Lineage: Eukaryota; Viridiplantae; Streptophyta; Magnoliopsida; Celastrales; Celastraceae. The transcript is spliced from 2 exons. Gene Ontology annotation, cellular component: ribosome.
UCCAACUCUCUUCUCAAAAUUACCACCAACACUACGAAGAUUAAUUCCAAGGAGAACGCCAUGGCAGCAUCGGCAACAGCAGCGACGGUUUCUCUUGGGUGUGCUUCCUUCUCGAAGAGGCCACCGUCUCUGAAACCAAGAGUGGUUUCAGACCUAAGCUUUGUUACUUCGCAAUUGAGUGGAAUUCAAAUUUCCUGCCACCCAUCAGUCUUGGAAAGACCUCUCUCUGCUCAUUUCAAGCCUGCUCUUCAGCCUGUUGCCCGUAGAAUAUGUCCUUUCACUGGGAAGAAGGCUAACAGGGCAAACAAAGUUUCUUUUUCAAACCACAAGACGAAGAGGCUGCAGUUUGUGAACCUGCAAUACAAAAGGCUUUGGUGGGAAGCCGGUAAGCGUUUUGUAAAACUGCGUUUGUCAACCAAGGCAUUGAGAACAAUAGAAAACAAUGGACUGGAUGCUGUUGCCAAGAAGGCUGGAGUAGAUCUUCGUAAGAAAUAACUAAACACUACAUCCAUUUACUCUCUAGUUUUUGUGCCCUCCAGUUUCCUGUUUCUUUGUAAUUUCCCUGCUUACUCUGUUGGAUACUUCUGAGAAGAUGAGUUAAGUUAUUUAUACAGUUAAUGUUACGUUCUACACAUAUUCUGGAUUCA